UCGAUAUGGUGGAGAUUGCUAAAAAUGCUGACGACAACCCAAAAUUUGUUGACAAUAACAAUAGUGCGAUGGCUGAAUGUUCAAGGCAAUGGAAGAUCCAAAAUACAGUUCUGCUAUAAUAAUAUCAAUGGCAGCACAUACGUUCUGAACCGGGCAACCCGAGCUUAAGAGCCCGAUCAAUUACCUUCUCCAAACAUGACUUCUAUAAAGUUCCUUCCCAUAGUUUUCUUCUUGAUCACCCUCGAACCAAUUGCAGCCAUCCAUUACAGAGUCAUCGAUCGCACUUAUACGGAUCACUUUAGCAAGUUCGAGUGUCUAAUUAGGUACCACUACUCUGCACUCCGAGUCUUUACUGAAGCCAACGAGUUUGUGCUAACAACAUUCAAUCUGACACCCGGCGCAGGCAAAUGGUACGAUGAGGUGAGACUGAUUGUUGAGAGCUUCAAAGAGUACGGGCUCGGGAGAUAUCCUCAGUCAGUUGCCAGCACUGUAGGCAACGAGAUCCGCAUAAACACAGAUUACCUGGACAAUUUCCAAGGUGAUGUGUAUGACGAGUUCGUGGGGAUCUUGUAUCAUGAGACCACGCAUCUCUGGCAGUGGGACGGAAAGGGGAAGGCUCCUAGAGGAUUGAUUGAUGGAAUAGCUGAUUUCGUGAGGCUGAGUGCUGGAUGGUCAUCAGAGGCCUGGACUCAGCAAAGGGGUUCGGGGUCGAGGUGGGACGAGGGUUAUGCAGUCACUGCUUACUUUCUUGAGUACUGCAAUAGCCUUAAGCAUGGGUUUGUCUCUGAGCUCAAUGCUAGGAUGAAACAUUACUAUAGUGAUGACUUCUUCAAGCGACUUUUGGGGAAGGAUGUACGCAAACUGUGGGAAGACUACAAGGCAGCUUACGAGGAAGAAAAUCAAGUCCUAGCCAGCAACAAGAAUCAAACUUAUGCACAACUCGAAGAACUCGUGCCGGAAGACAACGUCCCCAAAGGAUCAGAUUCUUCAGAAGGCUACCUGCAAAUAGAUGUCAAGGGAGUCUUCUCACCAAAAAUACAGAUCUCAGCACCGACUGAAGAUAAUCUGGAGAACAAGCUUCCGAUGAAUAAUGAUGCAACUGAGGAAAAGGUGAAGUUGUUGGGUCGGUCCGAUGAAAGCUCUAAGAGCCCUGAACUCGUUUCAACUGCAGAAGAAGAUCAAGGUACACUGAGUUUUCCCAUGGCGCAUUUCUCGCAUGUAUGCACUGAUUUCAAGGAUUGUCUUGCUGCUGAGCUCAAGAAGAUGGCAAGACGAAGGUGGCAGAGAAGAUCAGUGAGUCUGUCCCAACUUCAGGUAACGGACUGAGAAAGGUCGGCAUGUGGUUGCUGGAGAAACUGGCAGUAGUGUGCACAAUGCGGAUAUAACUGUGAAGCAAAACCAGUGCCAGCAAUAUAGUUUGCUCAUAUAAGAAUGUCAAUGUCUUUCUCGGGACUUCAUAGAGCGGAGUUCUUUAAAGUGCUUUUUUACUCAGUCAUGUAUCGACAGAUAAGUGAGUGUGGUAGAUGGGAAUAUGGUUCCCUUCUUGAAGCAUUUGCUUGCACCUA
Punica granatum (pomegranate) is the source of this 1565-nucleotide messenger RNA. The record is from RefSeq and is a predicted model, not a curated record. NCBI's taxonomy places the organism in Eukaryota, Viridiplantae, Streptophyta, Magnoliopsida, Myrtales, Lythraceae.